This is a messenger RNA of Drosophila simulans, 2657 nucleotides long. RefSeq names its product esterase B1. NCBI's taxonomy places the organism in Eukaryota, Metazoa, Arthropoda, Insecta, Diptera, Drosophilidae. The record is from RefSeq and is a predicted model, not a curated record. The coding region runs from base 475 to 2199 and encodes 574 amino acids. The transcript is spliced from 4 exons.
UUUAAAUGCUCAGUUGCCGAGCGGACCCUGAGUAAAGCGCAACGGCAGCCUUAGAUUCUCGGGCUGGAAAUCAGUGGCAGUAACAGUCGUCCCGUUCCCGCGAUUCGGUGUGCCUUUUUUCAAUUACUCCGCAUCUGUAAAAGCAGAGCAGCAGAUACGGUUGCCGCAACAAGUGAUGUGACAUUGGGCUAUGUGAAGCGAGAAAUAAAUAGAAAUCUAAACUAAUUCCGCAAAAUACAAAAAAAAAAAACAUAUACGAAUCGAAAGUUUAAGGGCUGGCGGCUGAUACGACUCCCGUUACGCAUUCGCCCCGUUGUCCAGCUGGGAUUUUAUACAAUUGACGUCCUCGUUUAUUUUCACUGGGAUUUCGAGCAGCUUGCCAAUUGUGUUUUGUGUAUUAAAUAGUUUCGCAUAUAUAGGCGAAUAUAUCCGGAAGGGAAUUGAUUGUGGCCAGCGGCGUGAGACCACAGCAAGAUGUCAUUCGAUAUAGCCGUGGCCGAUCAGAUGCGCAUUGCACUGAACUACGUCAAGUUCAAGACGAACCAGCAGCGGCUGCGCAGCAAUGACAAGGUCAUCGCCGACACGGUCUACGGAAAGGUGAAGGGGGUGAAGUGGCAGUCCAUCUACGGCAACAACUACUACAGCUUCGAGGGCAUCCCGUUCGCUAAGCCGCCGGUGGGCGAGCUCCGCUUCAAGGCGCCCGUGGAGCCCGAGCACUGGUCAGAGGUCAAGCGGUGCACCCAUGUUCGCGCCAAGCCCUGCCAGGUCAACAUCGUUCUGAAGCAGGUGCAAGGCAGCGAGGACUGCCUGUACCUCAAUGUCUACACCAGGGAGUUACAUCCACACAGACCUCUGCCGGUUCUGGUUUGGAUCUAUGGCGGUGGAUUCCAGAUGGGAGAAGCCUCGCGUGAUCUGUACAGCCCGGACUACAUAAUGAUGGAACAUGUCGUCCUGGUCGUAAUAUCAUAUCGGCUAGGAGCCCUGGGAUUCCUUAGUCUGGCAGACGAGGAACUGGAUGUUCCUGGAAACGCAGGACUAAAGGAUCAGGUCAUGGCCUUGCGAUGGGUCAAACGGAAUUGUCAGUUCUUUGGUGGCGAUCCCGAUAAUAUAACCAUUUUCGGUGAGAGUGCUGGAGGUGCAUCCACACAUUAUAUGAUGCUGACGGAUCAGGCCAAGGGACUAUUCCACAAGACUGUUAUCAUGUCGGGAUCCGCACUGGCGCCCUGGGCUCAGACCCCAACCCACAUAAAUUGGCCCUAUCGCCUGGCACAGGCCACUGGCUACACAGGAGAAGCCAAAGAUCGCGACAUAUUUGCCCAUCUCAAGAAGUGCAAGGCCAGUAGCAUGCUGAAGGUGGCCGAGGAUAUCAUCACCAUGGAGGAGCGGCACCAGCGGUUGACCAUGUUCAGCUUUGGACCCACCAUCGAGCCCUAUUUGACGCCUCACUGUGUGAUUCCCAAGUCGCCACUGGAGAUGAUGCGGGACUGUUGGGGCAACAGCAUUCCCAUGGUCAUCGGAGGAAACUCCUUCGAAGGUCUCCUCAUGUUUCCCGAGGUGAACAAGUGGCCGGAGCUGCUUUGCCAGCUGGGUGACUGCGAGAACCUGGCGCCCCAAGAUGCCCACGUCGAUGAGCAGCAAAGAAAAGCCUUUGGAAAGAAAGUACGAGAGUUAUAUUUCGGCGAUAGGACUCCUGGCAGGAAGACCAUAUUGGAGUACAGCGAUCUCUUCUCGUACAAAUAUUUCUGGCACGGCAUUCAUAGGACUUUGCUCUCGCGUGCACACCACGCCCCAUUGGCACCAACAUUCCUGUACCGCUUCGAUUUCGAUUCGAAGCACUUUAAUAUCAUGCGAAUUAUCACCUGUGGCCGCAAGGUGCGCGGCACCUGUCACGCGGAUGAUCUGUCGUAUUUGUUCUACAAUGCGGCUGCCAAGAAGCUGAAACGCCGCACAGCCGAGUUCAAGACCAUAAAGCGUUUGGUGUCCAUGAUCGUUCACUUCGCCAUUUCCGGGGAUCCCAACAUCCCAAUGGUCUGCCAGGAUGAGAAGGAACAGCCGCGAGGCGCGUGGCUGCCCAUUUCGAAGGACGAUAAGGUGUUCCAGUGCCUGAAUAUAUCGCACGAUGUGCAUGUGAUUGAUUUGCCCGAAGCCGAGAAGCUGAGACUUUGGGACAGCAUCUACGACAGGGAACUCCUCUACUGAAAGCCCACCCAUCGCCCUUCCCCGACCCUCCCCAUCGCAUCCAUUUACCAUAUCCAUAGCAAUAUAGCAUAAGGCUUAGAUAUAUGUAGAUCCUUAACUGGCCCUGGGGUGGCCUUAAACGCACAUCAAAUGUACACAUGUAAAUAGCGAUUUUUAAAUGCUUGGCAGUAAGGGCAAUUACAAAAAUCUAUACACAAACAUGAGUGGGUAAAUAUUUUGUUUGCUUGAAAGUUGGCCAUCUAAAUUUAAAGGCCAAACGGAAUAAUUUUUGCAUUACGGCACAAAAUGUGAUGGGAGUUCGCGUUGGGUAAGCAAAAAAAAGUGAUACCUAUAUUUUAGAAAUUAAACUUAAUUUUAAGGUACUUUUCUGUCUAGUUUGUUAUUUUAUCAUAAAACAAAAGCUAAUAGAUUGUUUAUUAAAAAAUCUGUUAAAAUGUUCAAUAAAAAUUUUCCAUCAA